AUGGAUUCAAAAGAGCCCCCUGUCAUAGAUUUCGCGCCAUUCUAUGGCCCCGAGUGGCCCGCUAAGGAAAGGCUUAUUAGCGAACUGCGGCAGGCCUGCAGAGAGUACGGAUUCUUUCAGCUGAUCAAUCACGCAGUACCUGCCGAACUUCAAGAGUCAGUCAUGCGCCACAGUCAAGACUUCUUUGCUCUACCAACUGAGACAAAGGAGAGGUACGGGAAGGACAUUGGAGGGUUCAACCGCGGCUACGAGAGACUACGAGCCCAAAAUCUCGAGAAGCGGACCCAGGGUGAUUUGAAUGAAGGGUUCUACAUGGGCAAGAAUCCACCACUAGAUGACCCAUACGUUAACGUAAUGGAUGACUACCACGCUGUCCUUACCGCGCUGGCCAUGGGGAUCAUGCAGAUGAUUGCGCGCACACUGCAUUUAGAUGAGGAUGUCUUCCAUGAUUUCUGCGAGCAUCCAGUGGCCGUGCUGCGUCUGCUUCACUACCCUCCGCAGGGGCCCAAGGCAGCGGAAGAUGAAAGAGUGAAUGUGACCCCUAUCCCCGGAGCCUAUGUAGUCAAUCUCGGUAAUAUGAUGAUGCAAUGGACAAACGAUCAGUACUUGUCCAAUAUCCACCGAGUUAUAAACAAGAGCGGCAAGGAGCGCUUCGGUGUGCUAUUCUUCUUCUCUGAAAAUCCGGACUACACCAUUCGAUGUCUACCAAGUUGCGAAGACAGCAAGGAGGGAGCGAGAUAUGCUCCGAUCACGGUGGGCGACACUUCAGCGACGAAAGCGAUCGGAAAGCUUCGCAACGACCUCGUGGUGGAGCUCUCUGCAAGAUAG
Molecule: messenger RNA, 828 nt
Organism: Aspergillus uvarum CBS 121591
Lineage: Eukaryota; Fungi; Ascomycota; Eurotiomycetes; Eurotiales; Aspergillaceae
Product: isopenicillin N synthase family dioxygenase
Exons: 6
Coding region: 1-828 (275 amino acids)
Molecular function (GO): dioxygenase activity
Source: RefSeq, a predicted model, not a curated record